AGAGAGACGUAUGAAAAUCAACUUUUAGUGGUUCCCCGAUAUUCAUUAUAGAUGCCAAUAAACAAAGUGCAUACGAAAGUAUCGGAAAGAGCAAUAAGUAUAAAAGCAAUGCUAUGAGUCCUACAAAGACAUCAUUUCCUUGGGAACUCUUGUCUCGACAGCAAUUAAGGACUCGAGAAAAAUGAGAAGCUUAGUAAUAAGAGCAGCUUUAGCUGCUGUGCUUGUUAUCGUAGUUAAUGGAGAAACAUUCGAAUCACACUCGAUAUAUCCACAUGCUAUUAUUUCAAAAAAGACUGAUACUCAUCGUCCAAAUCUUCAAAUUCCUGAAAUUCAACAAUAUCAAGAUCAAUUUGACGUGGUAAACAUACAUCGUAAACGACGUGAAGCUGAUCCUGAGUCUAACAAACCAAGACCUCAACAAGUGCCUCCACGUCCGCCACACCCGGUAAGAAUAAUAAAAAUUAUAACACGAAAAUUAUUCACAUAUGAGUUACACGUACUACAACGAAUGGAUCAAUAUCGUUUCAUUUUCAUAUUUUAGAGACUUCGUCGUGAGGCUAAUCCUGAAUCAUCAAGGAUAAGAAUUUAACAAGUUACUCUAGAUCCUUCAAACUUGAUAAAAAUACUAUCAGUGAUCAACACAAUCCUUAAUUAUAUAUUCCUCUUUAUAAUAUUUUAUACAUCCAUGGCGAUAAAUAAUACUACUUUAUGUUAAAUUUUAUUUGAUAUAACAGUAACUGAAAAGCAAGUUAAAAUAAGACAACAAAAUUUAAAUAUAAAAAUUUUGUUAUCUUAUAGAUAUCGAAUAUUUAUUGGAUAAGAUAAUAAAAAUUAAUGAUGCCUUA
Molecule: messenger RNA, 845 nt
Organism: Vespula pensylvanica (western yellowjacket)
Lineage: Eukaryota; Metazoa; Arthropoda; Insecta; Hymenoptera; Vespidae
Exons: 5
Coding region: 182-541 (119 amino acids)
Source: RefSeq, a predicted model, not a curated record